AUGGAAGCAAAAGAAAUCGAAUUUAAAGCCAAGGCUCUCACCAAAGCCGCGACAUCCAGCGAGCCACCAGCCAAUCUCAUCACCAUCUUGAAAGAACUCCAGAAAGGCGUCCGACCUACAGAAGACCUCCUCCGCUCAACCCGUAUCGGUAUCGUGGUGAAUAAACUCAAACAACACAAAGCAGCCGAUGUUGCGCGCCUGUCAUCCGAGAUUGUGUCCAAAUGGCGGAGCGAAGUGAAUAAGCAAAAGUCGAAUGGUUCGCCACAACGUUCUAGUACGCCGCGCACGGGCACGGCAUCGCCUGCGCCAGCAAGCACACCUGGCGAUAAGGCUUCGAAGUCGACUGUUCCGCCUGAGAAACGGUCGUGGAAGGCAGAUGGUGUUGACACGAACGUUACGAAUAAUAAGACCCGCGAUAGCUGCCUCGGUCUGAUGUACGACGGAUUAUCGUUUAUGUCUACAGAUCCCCCGAAAAUCGUGCUAGCGAAGGCGAUAGCUGUAGAGAAUGCAGCAUUCACGUCUUUCGGACCCGAGACCAAAGACCAAUACAAGACGAAGAUUCGAAGUUUGUUCCAGAAUCUGAAGAACAAGUCAAAUCCACAACUUCGACAGCGCGUGCUUUCGGGCGAUGUGACGCCAGACAAGUUUGUCAAGAUGACCCACGACGAACUCAAGUCGGACGAGCGAAGGGCGUUGGACCAGAAGAUCCAAAAAGAGAAUAUGGACAAGGCAAUGGUGGCACAAGCCGAACGAAGUAUCAGCUCAAGUCUGCAAUGCGGUAAAUGUGGCCAGCGCAAGGUUACUUAUACCGAGGCCCAGACGCGCAGUGCUGAUGAGCCGAUGACAUUGUUCUGUACUUGUUUGAAUUGCGGAAAGUCAUGGAAGCAGUAA
Molecule: messenger RNA, 891 nt
Organism: Talaromyces amestolkiae
Lineage: Eukaryota; Fungi; Ascomycota; Eurotiomycetes; Eurotiales; Trichocomaceae
Exons: 1
Coding region: 1-891 (296 amino acids)
Biological process (GO): DNA-templated transcription; transcription elongation by RNA polymerase II; transcription elongation by RNA polymerase I
Cellular component (GO): nucleus
Molecular function (GO): RNA polymerase II transcription regulatory region sequence-specific DNA binding; zinc ion binding
Source: RefSeq, a predicted model, not a curated record